Pelagomonas calceolata is the source of this 1500-nucleotide messenger RNA. Lineage: Eukaryota; Pelagophyceae; Pelagomonadales; Pelagomonadaceae. The record is from the annotation of a GenBank genome assembly.
GUCUCCGGAGCCGCAUUAAAAUCACGCUGCGUGCCCGAAUAGGUGGCCGCUGUGUGCUCAAAGCACGUGUUGUUGCUUUGGUUUCAAUUGGCGAAGCGGUUGCGCAUCGCUGCGGAUCGCUACGCGUCGCGUACGCAGUGAGUGCACCUGGCCUGCGGCGCCUGCGGCACGGCAUAACGUAGCUGUGGAAUUUGUUGUGACAAUCCGUUAAAAUGUCGACCAGCGGCCCAGUAGAAGAUAAAGCAGACGCGCCAGCCGACGACGACGAUGACGCCGCGACCGUCGCCGCCGACGAUAGAAACGACAACGAAGCCGCCCGCGCCGCCGCCGCGACGGCCCUGUGGACGCGCUGCCUGGAGCAUGCAGGCACGAGCCCGCGGGACCAGAAAAUACCAACACACGUCGCCGUGCUGAAGGACAUCCAUGGUGCAGACUACUCGACUUUAUUGAAAUGCCCGCUCGACGACCGUUCUGAACAUCCCUACGGCCAGAAGGGCGAGCGGAAGCUCGCCGCGACGGGCGCCCUCGCGCGGUGUAGGAUCGAGUUCUUCGCGAGCGACUACACGGGCUUGUUCCGGCAAGGCGCGCGGACGGGCUUGAUUCGGUUCAGUACCGCGGUCGCGCCGCCGACGGGCGCCGCGUCAUUAGUACUGGGCAAGGCCAAGCACAGUAAGCUCUUCCCGCUCGUGGCGAUCAAAUGCAUGCGCGCCAACGGGCCGUCGGGCAAUUUGCUAUUUGCCGGCGCCAAGACGGGCCAGGCGGAACGCGACUUCUUCUCCCACGGCCUCUGCACGCAGCUCACGCGGAAAGUCCCGACGGCGGCGCAGCCCGCCCUGCGCGCCUUCGAGAAGUACUCGAAAUAUCCCCUCGCGUUGGGUCUGUCCGAGUUUGCGUCUCUGGACGAGGACGGCUGCGAUUUGUCGGGCGGCUGCGAGGAGCUCGGCGCGACGUUUCCGUGGGCCUUGCACCUCCAUCCACGCGUGGCGUCGCCGCCGCUACCCGAUGGAGCCCCAAACACCGCAUUUGUGGAUGCAUUGCUAGCGACGAUCGCGCCGGAGACCGUUCUCUACGACGUCUACGCGGCGGCGUCGCCGGACGCCGUCUCCGGUAAAGACGCGCGCGUCGAGCGCAUUGGCCGCGUCGUCGCGACGUCGGUGGCGAUACCCUCGCCGGCUGGGUCGCCGAUCGUGUUUCGCCACCAGGCCAAGGAGGACGACUACGCGCUGCGGCCCGAGUCCAGCACGGUGUCCCAACACAACCUGUUACUGGCGUCACUGAUAUUUCUACGCAUAGGUGGGCCUCGGACUUGAAGAAGCCUGUAAUUACACACGAUGGGGGCACCGGGACGGCUGGGAAGAACGUCGGCAGCAAGUUCUUCGAUGGUCUGAUCAAGGCCGGUCGCGUCGUCGACCGCGCGCCGUCGCGCCCCGCACCGCUGCGGCGCCAGCCGUUCGAGUGCCCCCUGGAAGGGCUGUGAUCGUAUUAACUAGAGUUCUUGUA